AUGCUGAAACGAGCCCUUAACCCGGCAAAACUGAUCGUUCGCGCAAAAACCACUUCCGCUAGGCCUCCAGUCAACCCAAAAGGAAAGUUCGACGACAAGACUGAAGCCGAUCUUGAAGCGGUUAGAAGAAUGCCAGCUAGUCAAAAGGGAAAGCUUUACAUGGAAGAAGCGCCUAUUCAGAAGCACCCUGGUGGAGUAAACCCAGAAACUGGCGAACGGGGAGGACCUGGUGGCGUUGAACCAACAAGAUUUGGCGACUGGGAGCGAAAGGGCCGCGUAACUGACUUUUAA
Messenger RNA from Oikopleura dioica, 291 nucleotides. The record is from the annotation of a GenBank genome assembly. NCBI's taxonomy places the organism in Eukaryota, Metazoa, Chordata, Appendicularia, Copelata, Oikopleuridae.